Molecule: messenger RNA, 324 nt
Organism: Entrophospora candida
Lineage: Eukaryota; Fungi; Glomeromycota; Glomeromycetes; Entrophosporales; Entrophosporaceae
Source: the annotation of a GenBank genome assembly
AUGAGCUUGUCAAGUCUUGGAAUUGCAUUGACAGAGUCACUUGAUGAUUUUAUUCAAGCGGGUCAAAUUACUCCACAAUUGGCCAUGAAAGUAUUAUUACAAUUUGAUAAGAGUUUAACAGAGGCUCUUGAAACUAAAGUUAAAACAAAAUUAACAUUCAAGCAAGGACAUCUUCACACUUAUCGAUUUUGUGAUGAAGUAUGGACUUUUAUAAUCAAGAAACCUAAUUUCAAGCUAGAUCAAAAUGAACAUUUACACGUCGAUAAAAUUAAAAUUGUAGCUUGUAAUUCAAAGAAACCCGGUGAAUCUGAAAAUAAAAGCUAA